GGCCGGACGGACUGCCCGGUGCCCGGUCAGUGCUGAGCAGGAGACGCUGUCGGUGGGGCAGGACUAUGAGGCACCGCCGGGUCUGGAUCGCCGUGGCGCUGACGCUGGGUCACGCCAGCGCGGCAUUCGAGUUUGUGGCGACCGCUGAAGACUGCAGAGCGGCCGGCAUGCGGUGCGUUGCUCUAUCGCAGUGUCCCGCGUACAGAAACAAAUCGGCAGGCCGAAGAAGUCGGCCAACAGUCUGCGGCUUCCAGCAGAGUGAACCGCUAGUGUGCUGUCCAGUCCCUGAAGUGACGAGACGGAGACCCCAGCCUCCAAACAUCACCGAGCCAGAGGUGCGACCGGAGGGGCGGAACUCCGAGUCUUCGGAACCGGAGCCUGUCACCCCGCCGACGAACCAGAGACACUUCAGGCGUCCGACUGGACCAGCCCAGAGACCAGCCAAGCCGGAGCCCAGCGCCGCUAGCCUGCACGGCACGGCAGCGCCCGUCACCCCACCGACGGUUCCGCCCGCCGCGGUGCCCUCGUGCGGCCGGCCGGGGGUGCCGUCCGUGGCUGGCUCGGAGUCCGGCGCCGGCGGCUCGCUGGUGUUCGGUGCAGAGAGGCCUUUCGCCGUGCGCGUGCCGCCGGUGGAUCUGCACAUUCUGGGCGGCAGCGCGGUGCAGCUGGUGGAACCGUUGGAGGGCGGCCCGGCCGGCCAUCGCUGGCCGUGGAUGGUGCUGUUCGGCCGCUGGACGGGCGACGGGCUGGGAAGCUGGUUCUGCGGCGGCACACUCAUCACCGACCGGCACGUGCUCACGGCCGCCCACUGUUUUCGGAGGGAGACACCCGGGACUGUCGGCGUGCGCAUCGGCGACCACGACCUGGGCUCUUCGGAUGAGGUGGACCACCAGGAGCGGAACAUUUCCAGCGUGGUGAUGCACCCGGAGUUUCGCGGCCAGCAGAACGACCUGGCCGUGGUGCGUCUGUCGGAGCCGGUGGCGCGGACCGUGUCCGUGCAGCCCAUCUGUCUGCCGGCCGCCGGCGCCGAGCAUGUGGGCGCGGACGUCGAGGCCGCCGGCUGGGGGAUGCUCGAGUUCGGCGGCGAUAUUUCCGAUAUUCUGCAGGAGGUGCCGCUGCGCGUGUGGCCGCCGGAGGACUGCGAGGCAGCACUGCGCGCCAGCCGGGCGUUCGGGGCGCGGUUCCCGGACGGCCUGUUGCCGUCACACCUCUGCGCCGGCAGCCGGGAUGAUGAGCGACGAGACGCGUGCGCCGGCGACUCGGGCGGCCCGCUGAUGGCGCGCGACGCGAGCGGCGCGUUCGAGCUGGUGGGCGUCAUAUCGACCGGCAUCGGGUGUGGCACAGAGUUCCCCGGACUCUACACCAAGGUGUCCGCCUUCACCGAGUGGAUAGCGCAGCAGCUCAGCUAGCACUGUGUGUGUGUGCGCGCGCGCGUGUGUGUGGCGCACUGAACGUUAGUUUGGUGUGUUCAGCAUCAAUGUCAAUACUCGUAUACAUUCACAGGAGGUCAUUAGGUUCACACUGCAUUGCACUUUCGAGAGCAGCUAUGAGUCAUUCGUCCACCGAGUUUCAUCGUCAUAUUCAUGUUUAUACCCACUGAUACCCAUAUAAUGCAUUUAUAUAAUGCAUAUAUGCAUUUAUAUAAUGCAUGCAAUGAUAUAAUGCAUUUAUAGCUAACCUAUACUUCAUAUUUCAUGCCAACUGCCCUCGCUCGUACAUGUUCGCUCGAGCAGCGCCUGUUGCUCAAUUUGAAGAAUUGCACAAUACGUAAUACAUAUAUCAUAAAACA
Amphibalanus amphitrite is the source of this 1789-nucleotide messenger RNA. RefSeq names its product phenoloxidase-activating factor 3-like. The transcript has a single exon. Gene Ontology annotation, biological process: proteolysis. Bases 66 to 1409 code for a protein of 447 amino acids. The record is from RefSeq and is a predicted model, not a curated record. Gene Ontology annotation, molecular function: serine-type endopeptidase activity. NCBI's taxonomy places the organism in Eukaryota, Metazoa, Arthropoda, Thecostraca, Balanomorpha, Balanidae.